UCUACAUUACAGUUUGAUAAAAUGUCAUUAUACAUUCCACGUAGUAGGUAUUUUAUUAUUGAGAGGCAUUAAAACGGUUUCAAUUUACUUCUAAAAUAUAAUCAUUAAUCAACAUCUAAUAUAAACAUAGAAUAUGAAAUCUAUGAGUCUACGUUUAUUACUGUGUGAAAAUUAAUGCCACGAUGGCUGAAAGUACUCCAAAUAAUAUAUCAAACAUGGAAAAUAUAACACACAAUAAUCUUGAGGUCAAAUCAGACCAGACAGAAGUGGAAGUGUCCAAUGAGAAUGAUGUAGCAACACUUGAAUCUGAAGUAUCCUCAAUAAUUUCCAAAUUCGAGAAAGCUGGAGAAAAGCCUAAUAAUGGUGGAGGAACCACUUGGAAUUAUCCUUUAGGGUUUCUUACUCAAUGUAAGAGUGUAGAAACAGUUCAAUCAUUAAUAGAGGAUUUAAUCAUCUACGAAAGUGGACCACAAGUUAGUGACGAAAAUAAUCCAGAUACAGCUCAAAUAAGUCAAAUUACAAGUCUACCAACGUUGACAGAAGCUGGAAAACUUGCUCUUAUCACCCAAUCUGUAUCAGCUUAUGCAGUAGGUUUACCAAGAAGUCAUGCACAAAAAUUAGCUCAUCGUUUAGUUGCUGAUACUACUAGAUGGCUUAAUCAUUUAUUCGGUUUCGGUGAUUAUGCUACUUCCUUUCAUGAAGAUCAUUUGGAAGGUUUAGUUAAAGUAACAAAAUUAGCACUGUACAAAAAGUAUCCUAGAUAUAUAGAAGAUGGAUUUAAUGCUCUUGUAUCAGCUCCUCCAAUUAUCUAUACUUCUGUAGCUGCUCCUCCAGGCGUUGUGCAACAUUUAUGUAGACAGCUGUCAUUACCGUUGAGUUGUAUUCGAACUAUUUCCCAAAAUACAAUGUUUGGAUCUCGACAAAGUAUGGACAUUUCAGCGCUCGAACGACGUUUAGCAGAGGACAGUCAAUUAAAUAAUGCUACGCCGCUUUUAGUAUUAGCUGAAGUGGCUUCUGCAAUCACCGGACACUGCGAUAACGUUGCUCGACUAAUAGAGAUAUGUGAAAAAUAUAACGUCUGGCUCCACCUUCGAGGACAUUCAUUAGCUGCACUGACAUUAAAUAAAUCACCACCAGUAGACUUGACAUCUGGAAUUGCAGACAGUAUUACUCUACCUUUAGGCGUUUGGCUAGGAAUUUCAUCAUUGCCAAUUGUGACAUUGUAUAGAUUAACAGACUCUAAAUGGGGGAAACAAACUCAACGUGAUACAUCAUUAAGUGCAGUAUCAGGUUUAAUGGCAGAAUCAUUUGCAAGGCGGCUAUCUAUUUUACCAUUGUGGGCAGUACUCCAAGUUCUAGGUCGGGAUGGGAUUCGAUCUAGAUUUAAACAGUGCUUCGAAAUUAUUGAAGAAUUAUAUAAUAAAAUUAAAAAAUUUCCCAAUAUUAAAUUUUUAAGUCAACUUCCAGGAGAUGAAAAUGGCGCUCUAUCAAUAAAUGACUUAUCACCCAGUUCUCUAAAUAGUUUAAAAAUAUUUGAGGUCGUCGCAAGUUCUUUAGUAUUUCAAUAUGUACCUCCAGUUCGAGAAUCACAAAGAUCAGAACGUAACACAGUAUAUUAUGACAAAUUUAAUUGUUGGCUAGGACAAAUUUUACAAAGAGACAUUGAAAAUAUUCCAAUUGAGUUGUGUGAACUUGAACAGUAUGGUGUAGUAAUAAGAAUAUGUUGCCUUGAAAGCCCAGGGAAUCCUCCAACUUCAGAAGAUGUUGAUAACGUCAUAGCUUGUCUUGAACAACAAAUCGAAAUUUUAAAUGCUACUAUUGAACAUCGAGAAACCUUUAUACGAUUGGUAAAACAAAAUGAUUCCCUUGACUAUGUCGAUACACCCGGAUGGGCAGGCUUAGGCGGCGUACGUUAUGCACCACCAACCUGGGCUAAGAUAAUGACUGAACAAACAAUCGAGGAACUUGAUAGAUUGAAUUACCAAUUGGUAGAAGCUUUACGAAAUACAGAUGCUGCUUUUUCACUUGGUGAAGGAGCAGAUGGUUUAGCUUGUGUUCGUUUUGGGAUGGUGACUCAUGACACUGAUUUGGCACAGUUGCUCUCAUUAGUGUAUCAAGUAGGUCAAGAAAUUGAAGCAAACUCAAAGCUGUUGGAUACAAUUUCCGAAGUGGUGAAGAGGGGAAUUAAAGCAGCACAAAGUGAUCUUGAAAAAGAAAAUGCUGAUAAGCUUUGGCAAGAAGGAAUUCUUCGACAUGUUCCAGUUGUUGGAACUUUUGUUAAUUGGUGGAGUCCACCGUCAAAAGAAGGAGGAGUUCGGGGUCGUAGAUUAAAUUUAGAAGCUGGUACUCUUGAAAGCACUGAAAAUAUUUACAAGUAUCAUAUGCAACGCCAGCCACCUGGUACGGAAAAAAGUAAUGGUUCUGGCGCACGAACACCACCUCAACCUCUUGUUCAAACUCCCGUUGGUGUAGGUAGUCAAAGUCAUAGUAGAUCUUCAAGUCAUUCAAGUGUUCAAAGCAAUAAAGGUGCGUCAAUAAUUUCCAAUUCAAACGUUUUUCAAACUCAAAUGAAAGAGGAAUCGACUACUCCACGAUCGUAGUAAAUUAUUUUUUCUAAAAUUAAUAAUAUUAAAGAUUAAAAUCACCUUUUGGUUUUCAAUGUUUAUAAUUUUCUCCAAAUGCUUCUUGUAAAAAAUUAUUUACGAAGGUAAGAAUCUCUUACAAUAUGACUAUAAUAUAAAUAGUUAAUGAAGCCAAUUAAUUAAAGUUAAUG
Chelonus insularis is the source of this 2773-nucleotide messenger RNA. RefSeq names its product pyridoxal-dependent decarboxylase domain-containing protein 1. The transcript has 10 exons. The coding region runs from base 183 to 2600 and encodes 805 amino acids. The record is from RefSeq and is a predicted model, not a curated record. NCBI's taxonomy places the organism in Eukaryota, Metazoa, Arthropoda, Insecta, Hymenoptera, Braconidae. Gene Ontology annotation, biological process: carboxylic acid metabolic process. Gene Ontology annotation, molecular function: carbon-carbon lyase activity; pyridoxal phosphate binding. Gene Ontology annotation, cellular component: intracellular membrane-bounded organelle.